Molecule: messenger RNA, 1054 nt
Organism: Drosophila arizonae
Lineage: Eukaryota; Metazoa; Arthropoda; Insecta; Diptera; Drosophilidae
Source: RefSeq, a predicted model, not a curated record
AACAGAGCAGAGGCUGGCGAAUCAGAAUUCCACAAUUGUGAUAAUAAGCUUUCAUAAGAAACUGUGUGGACAGCAGCGCAAUUCAGUCGAGCAAAACAAGGCGUAGCGCGAGCAAUACACAAUUCAAGCAAUUCAAAAACAAAUAGAGGAGCAGAUUUAUCAACUGAGCAGGAUGCGUUCAUGGAUGCUAAUCACAAUGCUGGCGGCAGGGCUGAUGCUGGAUGUGGCAUGGACCUUGCCGGUCAAUCUGGACGACAUCCAGGAGACGCCUGAGACCGAUGAGCAGCUGCUGAAGUUGCUGGGUGGCCAGAGCAUGGAGGACACGGAACAGGAGCAUCUGCGUGAGCGUCGCCAGCCCAUUGAGGAUCCGGAUCAACUCGAUUGCCACUCGCACUCGCAUUCGCACGCACAUCCCGAUGAGCUGGCACAUGAGCUGCACGGACACAGGCACGAGGCACGUUUCCGACGAGCAGCCGAUUCGAGUGGCUCAUCAGAGGAGAAAAAGCUGGGAGCAGAGAAGGAAAAGAAGGAUUCCAGUGGCUCUUCCGAAGAGAUUGGCGCUACUACCGCGUCACCCGCAAAUCGUCGGCGGCGCGCCGCAGCGGACUCCAGCGGCUCAUCUGAAGAAGCUGGAAAGGACAAAGCAAAGGAACAGGCCCAGGACAAGGACGACAGUUCGUCCGAGGAGAAGCCAAAGCGUAAGAAGCGAGCAGCUGCAGCGGACUCCAGCGGCUCAUCUGAAGAGGCUGGAAAGGGCAAAGCGAAGGAACAGGCCCAGGACAAGGACGACAGUUCGUCCGAAGAGAAGCCCAAGCGUAAGAAGCGAGCAGCUGCAGAGAAUUCCAGCGAAGAUUUAGAGUCACAAACAGCGACGAACGGCGUUGAAGAUGACUUUGACGCAAUACCCGAUUCCGAAUAUGCCCAGGGCUGCGGCAUACUCGACGUGAACUCCAAUGAGCUCAACAAUGAUACCAUCUAUAAGGAAUAAUCAUAGACCCAUUGCAUAUUUAAUUAAUCGUAUUUUUAGCAAAUAAAACAAAAAUGAAAACAUAAA